Messenger RNA from Pelodiscus sinensis (Chinese soft-shelled turtle), 2384 nucleotides. Lineage: Eukaryota; Metazoa; Chordata; Testudines; Trionychidae. The record is from RefSeq and is a predicted model, not a curated record.
CCGGGCUAGCCCCCUCUCUGCGUUUCUGCCCCGCUUUCCCCGGGCUUCCGAUGGCAAGCGAGGGCAGAGCGAGGGCAGCAGCUGGGCGGCUGUUACUGAGCAGCACCGACCACUUCGGCGUCCCCUGCAGGAGCAGGGAGGAGGCUCCGACACUGCACGUGCAAUUGUGCCCCGCGACCAGCCCUGGGUUCCAGUCUCCAGCCAUUCCCACCCCUCCCUUCCUGUCACCGAGAGCAGACUUCUUCCAAAGCCCCGGGCUGGUCCUGCCCUAUGGACAGAGGCAGAGAUGGGUCGCAGCCGACUGAAGCUGUAUACUCAGACCACGCGCCCCCGCCCCCACUGCGAUGCCUUUCCCCUAGUCAUCGCCAUCUCCCUCCCUCUUCAGACACGCUCCGUGAGGCGCUGGUGAGUCAGGCUCCACACACAGUAACCCGAGUGGGCUAUUCCAACAAAGAUCAUCCCUUAUUCCUUGAUCCCUGAACUGAUCCUAGGGCUGCAAGGCCGUAUUAGAGCCGUCUGGCGUUAUCUUCUCUCCUUCCAGCACACAAAGGAAGAGCUAUAUGCAAAAUCUUUUUCAUAUAGGAAAAACCAGAACUUCUGAAGCCAUCUCUGACAAUGUGCACUCUUUUCUGGUGUGCCAAAGCCCUGUUUCUAUUGAUGUUUUGCAGGUUAACAAAAAUGUCUGCAGCUGAAGGAAAAGGUGAAAUUCUUCCUCCAACUAUACAGAAAAUAAUGAAGGGAUACAACAAGUAUCUACGUCCAUUUUUUGAUAAUGGUCCUGUCUCAGUAGGAAUGAGUAUGGAUAUAGCAAGCAUUGAUACAAUAUCAGAAAUAAACAUGGAUUACACAGCUACCAUAUUUCUUAGACAACGAUGGACUGAUGAAAGACUUUGUUUUGAGGGCAAUAAGAGUUUAAGCUUAGAUGGUCGACUUGUAGAAAUGCUUUGGGUACCAGACACCUUUAUAGUAGACUCAAAGAAAUCUUUUCUUCAUGAUAUCACUGUUGAAAAUCGUCUAAUAAGAAUAUAUCCCAAUGGAACUGUCCUUUAUGCCAUACGGAUAACUGCAACUGUUGCAUGUAGCAUGGAUUUGACCAAAUAUCCUAUGGAUAAGCAGACAUGUACCUUGCAACUUGAAAGCUGGGGCUAUAAUAUCAAUGAUGUCCAGUUUCACUGGACCAGAGGAAAUGAUUCAGUUCGAGGCUUGGACUCACUCCGGUUGGCACAAUAUACAGUAGAAGAUCAUUUUACUUCAGUAUCUGAAGCAGUCUAUGAAACAGGACGCUAUCCAAAGUUAGUAUUCCAUUUUGAGCUCAAGAGGAACAUCUUGUAUUUCAUUCUAGAGACAUAUGUACCAUCCAUCUUGCUAGUUGUACUCUCCUGGGUAUCGUUCUGGAUAAGCCAGUCCUCAGUUCCAGCCAGAAUCUGCAUCGGUGUCACAACAGUACUUACCAUGACAACACUCAUGAUGGGAGCCAGGACUUCGCUGCCUAAUGCUAACUGCUUCAUAAAGGCAAUUGAUGUUUACCUUGGUAUUUGUUUUAGUUUCAUCUUUGGGGCUUUGGUGGAGUAUGCUGUGACUCAUUUCUGCACUCUUCAUCAUUCCAAUUUGAAAGUACUCACAAAGGAUGAGGAUGAAGAGGUUGAAGAAGAGAUUAAUGGAGUACUGUCAGCAAUUGCAAACAGUUGUAAAGUUUCUGACAAGAUUAACAAGGUUGAUUCAAAGAAAAACAUCAAUACCAGCAGUAGCAGAAAAAAGGAGAAAAGUAAACACAGUGGGUGUAGUUCUCCAAUGACAGUGAUGAAAAAACUCUUCUGUAUCUCUGACUGCUUCUAUGUUAAAAACCCAUAUCAUAUAGAUACCUAUGCCAGACUCUCUUUCCCAUUAUCAUUUAUCAUAAUAAAUGUAUUUUACUGGGUGUAUUAUUUGUAUUUCUAAGUAAGUAUUUUAAACUAUAAAACUGUCAUGUAAAUUAAAGUAAAAACAUAAUGAGUACAGCUGGGGAAGCUUCAUUGAUUUUGUCAAAAUAAUGUUUUUUUUUUACAAUGCUUUAUGGUUAGGGCUCUCUAAAAUUCAUGGCUGUGAAAAAAAUGUCACGGACCAUGAAAUCUGGCCUCCCCCUUGAAAGCAGCCCAUUGUAGGAGAGUGGCAGGGUUGGAGACUCCUCAGCUGGCUUAGGCUGGAAAGGGACUGCACUUCCUCUUUUCCUGUUAUUGAAUAGUACUUCUGUUGAGUUUCUGAUUAAAUUAUUGUUCAUCUGUUACAUAUCUCUAGUAUAAAAUCUGUUAUUGUAAAUUAUUAUAGUCCAAAACUGACCUCAGUUUUAGCAUGCCCUUCUCUCUGGCUACGUCUACAUUGACAAGAUUUUGCGCAAAUACUUUUAA